AUGUCUACUUUUAUUAAUGAUUUAAUGAUGGAUGAACCUGCAUUUUCUAAAAGAUUAAGUCAUGCCCAAGUCAAGAGUAUUGACCUUAGCCUAAAUAUUUUGCAAUAAGAAGUCACUUAGAUGAAUUAGAACUACAGACUUAUUCCAAGGAGACCACCUUAAAAAUAACUCAAAGCAAAAAGUUAAUCAGAAUCAUCAUAGAAAAAAGUCAAGGAUAGCUUUAACAGAUGCUAGAUCAUUAAUAAUAUUCAAAGAGAAGGCAGAGAUUCUUACAUCCGCUAUUUAACUGAGGAUUAUAGCACUAAGUAAAAUACGAAUUCAGCUCAAGCUCACUAGCAUUAGAAUUAAAAUACUGAUAGGAAUAAUAAAGAGAAUUUGUAAUAAAUAGACGGCAUUAAACUCCAAUUCAACGAUGAUAUUUACAUGAUGAGUAGAGCAAGCAAGCGAUAUAGCUUAAACGAUCAAAACAUCAAAAGCUAAAAGAAUAAACUGAUAGACUUCCCAAAAGACAAUAACUCUUAAAAUAUCAAUCUCAAACUGAGACUCUCACUUUUAGCUGAAAAGCAAAAGAGUGAAAGAGGUUCUGAAUCUAAAAGCUUGAAGAAAGUUAUGACUGAAUUGGUGAAACGACUUAAGAGUAAGGACAGACAUAACAGAAGUGUGGAGGAUGUGUCUAAAAGAGAUCAAGUUGUGUAAACCAAGCAAAACCCCAAAGAUAUAUCUAACAUCAAGGUAGUGGAAGAGUUCUCACAUUUAUCUAUGGUGCCUUUGAGAACAGAUAAAUAAUAAUCUCAUGCUAUUAGCCACAACUAAUCUAGUGGAAUCGACACUCACCAAAUUAGGUCUAUAUUUGAGUUGCCUUAAGAUCAUCUAGACUUUUCAAGCGUCUAAUAUAAGCAGCCUUCUUAUAAAUAGUCUAUUUGUACUAGCAGAGCUUGUAGUACACCUGGCUAAGCUGAGUGUCUUAACAUUGUGAUUGAUUAAAAUAAUCAAGUCCCUAACACUAUUAGAAAUAUCUCCUCAGUUUGUAGUACUGCCAAGUAAGUUAAGAAGGUGAGGAUUCAGAAUGACCAACAUAGUUAGCAUUAGUCCUCGAAGCCUUAUAGUUAACUCGAUUCAAUAUCCUUGCAAGAUUCUAAAUAAGGUAUGAAGGUCUUUGACAUUGAUCAGAUCAAGAUGUUAGGAAGCUUAAUUGAGUUGAUGUCUCAGGAAAGUAACCGAAAGUUUGUUGAGAAGCAUAACCUAUGCAGAUCUGAGUUAGAUAGUCAGGUUCAGCUAACUAGGAGAAAUUCAAAUAAAAGAGAUUAGUAAUCGUAAAGAUCUGGAAAGAAAAGUGAAUUCACAACUUUCUCAUAGUAUAACAAGGCAGCCGUUUUUUAGAAGCAUUAAAAAAUUGAGAAAAGAAAGAGAUCAUAAGCAUCAAGUAAGAAAAGUGAAGGAACUGGUAAUCAAUCUCUUGGUUUACUAAGCUCAAACAAAAAAGCCCUUAACUAAUCAGACACUGUGAACUAAACAAAUUCAUCGUCUUACAUUAAGAUAAAACUAAACAAUAGGAUAAUUGAUUUGAAAGAGCUAGUCAGGAUUUGUAAAAAUCAUUGUCAUAACUGUUAAGACUUUUCAAAGAAUGUUAAGACUAAGUCUUAAGUGCUUUAAGAUCAGACUCCUUCAAAGAUCAACAAAUCCCUACAUUCUACCAAGUUCAGCAAUCUCAAGAAGUAAAAGCUUAUAGAUAUUUCUGGUAAACUAAUAUGA
Molecule: messenger RNA, 1752 nt
Organism: Stylonychia lemnae
Lineage: Eukaryota; Ciliophora; Spirotrichea; Sporadotrichida; Oxytrichidae
Source: the annotation of a GenBank genome assembly